Molecule: messenger RNA, 3164 nt
Organism: Amyelois transitella
Lineage: Eukaryota; Metazoa; Arthropoda; Insecta; Lepidoptera; Pyralidae
Gene: Snoo
Product: ski oncogene
Exons: 2
Coding region: 416-1723 (435 amino acids)
Biological process (GO): negative regulation of BMP signaling pathway
Cellular component (GO): nucleus
Molecular function (GO): SMAD binding; DNA-binding transcription factor activity, RNA polymerase II-specific; RNA polymerase II cis-regulatory region sequence-specific DNA binding
Source: RefSeq, a predicted model, not a curated record
AGCCAUCCGUCUGCUGCUUUGACUGCGGCCAGUCGCCGGAAUCUACGCCCCAGUCUCAGGCGCUCGCCUUUAUUACGUCCUAUUUCUUUCUCAUGUUGCGAUCGAUUUGUAAUCGAAAUAUUACUUCACUGAAUGGAAUGUGUCUCUAUAGUGCGUGUUAUAUUUAUAUCUUGCAAAAAACACUUUCAAAACUGUGAUAAACCGACAUAAAUUUUCAUAUUUUUGCACGGGUGUGCGAGUGGCGACGGGGCGGAGACGCCGCAAACGGGCGGCAUUCGCUCGGCCCGGCCGUCGCGACGGCUCAGCGCUAGUCAGACAUGUUUCGAUCGCGGCCGCAGAGCGUCGCGCUUGCCGGCGCGUAGGUCGCUCGUGACAUGCGCCUCUCGAGGUCCAGCGACGGUGGGGGUGACCGAAUAUGGAUGUAGUGACGCCUCAUAUAACCUCCGUGCUGAAAACAUACCAGGCCAGCGCGCCGCGCAGCCUGCAAGGACCUGGCUGCGGGCGCGCGGAGCGGGAAUGUAACGACGCGCCGCCGCCGCCGCCGCCGCGCGCGCCGCCGCCCAUCCUGCUGGCCGCCGACCCCGUGCUCGGCGAGCGCGGCGAGACCGUGCUCGAGGGCGAGCCCAUCUCGUGCUUCAGCGUGGGCGGCGAGAGGCGGCUGUGCCUGCCCCAGAUCCUGACCUCGGUGUUGACCAACUUUACCUUGGAGCAGAUCAACCGCGUGUGUGAUGAACUACAGAUAUACUGUUCGCGGUGCACGCCCGAGCAGCUGCACGAGUUGAAGUCGACGGGCGUGUUGCCGCGCUCGGCGCCGUCGUGCGGGCUGAUCACGCAGACGGACGCGGAGCGGCUGUGCGCGGCGCUGCUGCACGCGCCCGCGGCCUCGAGCCCGCACAAGCUGCCGGGGUUCCGGGUGUACCACGAGUGCUUCGGCGGCGGACGAGGGGUGUGCGCGCCCGACCUGAACCUAGUGCAGUGUUUAGAAUGCCGGUCUUUGUACACGCCGCGGCGGUUCGUGUGCCACUCGCACGAGGCGGAGCACCGGACCUGCCACUGGGGGUUCGACUCGUCGCGCUGGCGGCGGUUCCUGCUGGUGGCCGACGAGGAGCAGGAGAAGGAGAAAUGCGUGGCGCUGUUGGACGACUUGGCGGCGAAGGAGGCGGCUGCGCCCGCCCACGCGCCGCCUGUCGUCAAACAUCAGCUGCCCUUGAAGAGAAAACAGGUGGUAGAAACAGUGGUCUGCAAGCCGGAGCCAGCGGAAUCUCCGCCGAAGAAGGCGCGCGGAGAGGAUUUCAGCUACGCGCUCUACCUAGACCCUUACGCACAGCUCCAGUACCAGGCCCUAUCAGCCUUCCGACCCUGGGGAAAAAGAGAACCGGUCCUGCAAAACCCUGAAAGGGUGGUCCGUGUGGCGCACUGCGCUAGGUUCCAACGGGACUUCCAGCCAAACGUAGCUCUCAAACCCUUAACACCGCCCGUAGAUGAUGUGACAUCGUCUACAUCCCCUCCACCCAUAGAACCCGAGUUAACCGCAAGGUUGCUGGACGCAGAAGCAAGGUUAGCGGAACGGGCGCGAAGGCUGGACGAAAGGGAAGCAGAGUUAGCUCGCCGAGAAGCCAUACUCAACGAGAGAGAAGCAGCUAUAGCGAGGAGGGAGAGAGAAGAAAAGGGCCCCGAACCCAGCGCGUCACCGCCGAAACAGAAGGCUGAACCGCCGUGUUGACCGACGACAGUUAUAAAGAGGGUGUUCAAGUGAUUUGCGAACGCUCAGUGACUUUGCGUCUCACAGUACAAAACAUUCGGUCCCGUUCAGAAACGCGGCUAAUCACAGAGCACUCAAGUCGCGGCGACGUGAGCGACUUCGCUGCUCUGUGCCUGUAAAUAUAUUCCCAAUUUAAUUUCCUCUCCAUUUUGGAAACCACUGAUGUAUAUGAAAAACGUGCUCUUACAAUGAGAGUGGAGGGCAUCACAAGUUUAUUAAUAUCAGUUUUACAAACGGACCGUGGCUUGACGUUUAACGAGUGUACAUAAUCAUAUCAAGUACAGUUUUACGAUAUUGUUACAUUAUAUACAGUUUUCUUGUAAUAUCUUCAACGUGUGCCAUGCUGUAGGUAUCUGUUACCUUUCAUCAAACCUCAGUCUGCUCUUUCAAUAAUUAACGAAAUACUCACAUUAUUAUAGUGAAAUAGUAAUAAAUAAACCAUAAGCAUAAUUUAUACAGGGUUAUUUUUAAGGUAUUUUGUUUUUCAGUACGUACAUUAGUUUUCAUUUAAGUUCUUCCAUAUUAUGUUGAAAUAGUAUAUUUUAACCCAGAAGUACACAGUAACAGUCUUGUAAUAAUAGUAUAUUUUUUAAAAUAAAUAACUCUGUAUAAACCUCAGCAAUACCAAAUAAUGCAGUAUAUACUUAGUUUUGCAUCGUCAUACCUCCAUUUUAUUUCAAAUGUUUAGAAAACUGAUUCUUGGUAAUUUUCCUUACGGAGGCACGUGUAUUGAUCCAUUUUAAUUUAGUUCUCCCUGAUCGGGCUGUGGGAUUAAUCAUAAAAUUAAUUAAUUAAUACAUUAUCUAAAUUAACAUCUUUUUAUUAUUAAACCGACUUUAAAAGGGUUUUCAAUUCGUCGGAAUUUUUGUUUUCUUUUUAAGACCGUGGUCAAUACCAUAUUUUUUUACAUUUUUGUGGUCAGCGCAAAAUGAAAACGCGCGAAGUUUAAAUGUUUUCUUUUCAGGUAUUGUCUAUACUUUAAGAACAGUACCACAGAUAUUAUUUAGAUACUUGUGGCUUAUUAUGUUUACUUCUAGUCUACAGCUCGAUUAGUGCCAAUACUUUUAUAUUUAACGGUGAUAAAUUACAUAAGUUAGUCCAGAAGGUCAAAUUAAAAAAAAAAUAAGGGGAACAUCCCGCAUUCUACCUCAUUGUAAUUAUAUUAAAAAAGAAAUAUUUGGCUAAAUAAGUGUUUUAAACUUAAGCUGAUUAUAAUUUGAGACUUUGAUUUCGAGUCUGAACUUUGGAGCAAUAAUAAUGGAAAGUGAAUAUUAUCACUGCCAGAACGUUGUUAUCAAUUUAUUAUUUAAAUAAAUACAUACCGGUAGCUAUAAUUGAUAACAGUAAUGAAAAAAAAAAAAAACAAACAGUUAAACAUAGAUCGCAUUUCUGUGUUGCAACA